AUUGAUGCCCCUUUGGCCAAUACAAACGCAAAAUUUCGUCGAUCUUGAGGUUGGGUGGCAGUGCCUGUAUCCUGGCCCGCAUGGACUGAUUCGACGGGGCCUUGUAACCCUGGCUUGAGUGACGUGAAUGCAAAGCAAGAAUGGAAACACGAAUCAAGCUUGGAAUGCUCGCACCGCGUGAAAGGCAAGUUGCAUAAAGAUUGACAUGUGCUGUCGUUGUUGUGGUCCUUUGACGUUUGUCUUCAUCUCUUCAAUCGCUUUGUGCUGCAAGUCAGAGGUUUGCCGUUGUCCUCCUCUACAUCAUAAGGCGACUGCCCACUCCACUGCCAUUCUCAAAGUACACGAAAUACAUCCACCACCAUGCGUUUUACAGCCCUCCUCCCAGUGCUCUGUUGCACAGUAGCACUCAUCCUCUCUUUCCUGUGCCUCUUCGCUGGUCACAAGAAGGACUUCAUGGAAGACUACCACCUCAUUUCGCUCAACACCUCGAUGAUCGGCGAAACCAUCAUCAACGAAACCCGCUCCACCGACACCUCGAACCCGAUCACCAACCUGCUCAACUCGAUCAGCAACACCGGCAGCGAGAUUGUCAACGACGCCAUCGGCGAAGUCACCCAGCGCCUCGGCAUCGAGGACUUCUACUCCGCCCACAUGCUCAACUACUGCGAGGGCCAGUACACCCCCGCCGAAGCCCCCAACGCCACCGUCUCCGAGAGCGACAUCAGCAAGAACGUCACCGAGUGCAGCAAGAACCGCGCCAUGUACAAGUUCGACCCGACGCAGAUCAUCGAGGACGCGCUCAACCGCACCACCGGCCUCGACGUCACCCUCGACGACCUCAACUGGCCCGAGGACAUCGACACGGGCAUCAAGACCCUCAACGCGCUCAUGGGCGCCAUGUUCGUCCUGUACUGCAUCGCUAUCGCACUCAUCUUCGUCGCGCUGCUGGCGGCCGCCGCCGCCGUCCUGCUCUCCGGCCGUCUGUCCGCGUGCGUAAACUUCCUCAUCUCGGUGCUGGCGUUCCUUUCCAUUGGCCUUGCGAGCGCGCUUGUCACGGCGGUCAUCGUCAAGGCGAGCAACAUCAUCAACGACAAGGGUAAUGAGAUUGGUUUGGUGGCGCACUACGGCGGCAAGUUCCUCGCCCUUACGUGGGCGGCCACGGGGCUCAUGCUUGUUGUUGUGUUGACGUGGGUUGUGGAGUUCUGCAUCGGACGCAGACACAACAAGCAGCCCACAUAUGCUAAGCACGGUUGAGCUGAGUGUUGGAGAGAGUCAGCAUGGAACUAGACGUUGGGAUUGGGAGGCCUUGUUUCUUUUGUAUCUGUCCAAGUUGUAUACCCCUUGAGCUUGAGACUACGUAAUC
This is a messenger RNA of Boeremia exigua, 1363 nucleotides long. RefSeq names its product actin cortical patch SUR7/pH-response regulator pali. Bases 361 to 1254 code for a protein of 297 amino acids. Lineage: Eukaryota; Fungi; Ascomycota; Dothideomycetes; Pleosporales; Didymellaceae. Gene Ontology annotation, cellular component: plasma membrane; cell cortex of cell tip. Gene Ontology annotation, biological process: fungal-type cell wall organization. The transcript has a single exon. The record is from RefSeq and is a predicted model, not a curated record.